CGCCAGAGUGAAACCAAUCAAACACACACAAUAUAAAUAUCCUCACCCCCAUCCCAAUUCCCAACCCAGACUUUCGCUCCAAUUUGCAUUUUCAUUUCAUUUCGCUCUCAUUUCCCAUUUGCAUUUCAUCACCGAUCCUCAAUGGACGAAGAAGCAGAGUCAGUGCCCCAUCCACAAUCUCCGAAACUAGGGUUUCCCCUCCCCUCCUCCGCCGCCGCUGACGCAAACCUCAUCACAGGCCUCAGCACCAUCAUGGCCGCAUCGAUUCAGGACGCCAAGAACCGCAUCUCGCAGAUCGAGCGUGUCUUUUGCUCUAAGCUCCACCCUCUCUUUAAAUCCGACAUCGCAUUGAAACGCCGCCGCAUCCAGUACCUCGAGGAGUUGCUGCACUCCAAAGAGUCCGCGCUCCGCGACUCCUAGGCGAAGCGAAACGCCGCGUUUUCGAAGCUCGAGAGCUGCGAGGGCGAGAAGGCGACGCUGCUGGCGAGAAUUGACGAGUUGGACGAGAAAUUGAGAUUGAAGACGCGGGAGAUUGAGGAGGCGGACGGGAAGCUACUCGAGCGCGUGGAGGCGCUGACGUGCGAGUUAAGGGAUGAGAAAUUGAAGAGGAAUCGCGUGACGGAGGCGUAUAAGAGGCUUAAGUCUCAGCACGUUUACCUUCGGAGAAAGGUUGGUCUCGGUGAAGAGAAUGUGGUUCAGGAAAACAAAUUGGAGUGUGCAAGUGAAUUGGAGAUGCUUCAGAGUCCAAUCGUAAAACCUGGUCUUGCAUUUUAGAACCCAAAUAUGACUAUGGAUCCUAGUGAUAGCGAUACAGCUGAAGUGAGGAACCAAAUCCCAGAGGAAGAUUUUGGAGGCCUUGAAACGAAAACUCCAGAUGUGUUUGUUGCCACAUGUGUCAUAAAGAGAGUCAAGGAGAAGCCAUCUGAGAUUGACAGAGGGUGUAAUUUGAGUUCUCCAUCUUCUGGUUUUCGUGAUGUCCCAAAAUGUCCAUCCAAUACAAAAUUAGUCUCUGUAUCUAGUACAAAGCGCCCUGUAUCUUCCUGGAGGCAAACCCGGUCCCAUCAAAGUCGAGUAGGUCCUGAUCCCCAUGAUGAUUUUCUUGAUACUUCUCUUGAGAAUAUCAGAAAAUUUAAAUAAGGAUUUGAACAAGGAAGACCAACCAUGCCUGAUUCAGAAAGACAUUAGUGCGGACAGCUCAGAUGACGAAACACACGAUAUGAAUGCCAAAAGCAGUCCUCAGAAGAAGCAAAAGCAAUCUUCUGUUACAGUGGCCAACACAAGAAGUUUCAAGUACGUUGAACCAGUUAGGAAGAAAGCUGAGCGUGAAAAUUUAAAAGGAGUUGAAUGCAAACAAUGCAGGAAGUUCUAUGAUGCUGUUCUUCCUAAUGCUGAUGGCAAGGAUGCUGACAGUAAGCAGAGCUUCCGCUGUGAACACCUUGAUGGUGUUUCUAGGCAUCGAUAUAGGUAUGUUCCUCCCAUGACUCCUGAAGGAUUUUGGAAUAUUGGGUUUGAAUCUGAAAUGUAAGAAUAUAUUUUAGAGAGAUCAGAGAUUACUAUUUGAUUUAUAAAUGGAUUCUGUAUCCAAUUAAAAAGAAUUGACAAACUUUUAGGUUUUUGGUACUAGAUAUCCGUUGUAGAUACUAGAUAUCUUAUGUUGACAAGCAAAAAAACUUUUAUCCGUUGUACUCUUCUAAACAGUAUCUCUGUGCUUGAAAUUUUUCUCUUAUUUAUUUAUGUUCUUGUGUAACUAUUUAUAUUUUUUUUUUCCUGAAAAGGAGGGCAUGUGUUCUAAUUAUUUAGUACCUGAUCUAAACUGUUCAGGGUUAGUGUUGUAAACUUACUGAGGAUUGUCACGGUGACAUGCAUUUUUCAAAAUGAAUUUGUAUUAGUCAAUGAACUUAGGGCCACUAAAUGGCCAAAAUUUAUUUGGAUUUGUAAACAAACCACAUAAAUUUUGUAAACAAACUUGUUAUGAAUAAGAACAGAAAGCAUCAGGACACAGAGCAAGAACCAGAGAAGGAAGAAAGACCAAGGAGGGAAAUCAACAAACCUCAUUACCUCAGAGACUUCGUAUAGAAGGCUGAGCUGGCAGCAGUUGGUGCAGAGGCUGAGCUGGCAGCAGAAUGGUGAUCCUUCAAGAGUAUUGUCGGCCAUUAUCCAAAUUCUGUUAGAAAUGUUUUUUAUUUUGAUUUCCUCCAAGGCAUGUAAUUCCAAAAUCCGUUAGAAUACUGUAGUAGGCAAACUCUAUAUAUACUGAAGCAUGUAUUCAAAUGGGCAAGCAGAAAUUAAACUCUUUUCCUCACCUUAAUUCUGGAGGUGCCUAGGCCUCGAAUGCUAGGAAUUGUCCCUUCUCUUGAGUAAAAAGCUUUCUGAUCAUAACAUUUGGUGCUUUCAUUGAGAGCAUCAAUGGCUGCCUUCGCUUCUUCCACGUCCCCUAUGGGGACCGCAUCGAAGCCGCCACUGCGGAACUCACCUCCGAUCAAACCAUGUCCACCAAACUGGAUGAAAUUCUUCAGAGGUUGACCCUUCUUGAAAUCCACUAUCAGUUUUCCAAUGUGCUCCAACCUUCUUCGACCCCUUCAUCUGAGCAAACCGCUGCCGGCGCGGUUCCUCAGUUGAAUACCAAAGACGGAGCCGCGGAGUUUGAACUGAGCUUCGUUUGCUUAGACAAAAAGGUGCAGAGCCUCAUGGAAGAGUCGCUGAACUCAGUUUCUAAUCAAGGGAGGGUUGUGGAAAAUCAAACCAUGGAGGCGGAAGUUCAUGGUGAAGAUGGUUCCAAAUUUGCACUGGGAAGCAAUGAGAAGUUAGUGUUUGGACGAGGUUGCAGAUUCGGCAACUACGACUGCACAGUGUCUCGUCACCACGUGCCCUUCGAACUCGACCAUUCAGACUCAGAGGAUGCUAAUGCUGUUUCAUUUGAAGUCCUGAGAACCCCUUUUGGGUGUAUGACAGAGAAGCGCUUGGGCUCUUCAAAAAGUUCAACAAAGGUCUGGGGCAUUUCCUUGGUAUUGACACAUUUGACCCUGGAGGCUACUUAAAGGGCUUGAAAAGAAGAAAGGAAAUAAUUGAUUACCAAUAUGCCUGGGGGUAUAUUAUGGGCAACGAGAGGUUGGAUGCAAAUUACGUGGUUCCCCAAUGGAUGCCACAAUUUAUGUGCAAAAGUGAAGCUCGAACUUUGAUUGUUUUGGAUGAGGUGUGGACACUCUCCGUGGUGGAUCAGCUUAUGUGUAGAAUACCAGGUUGCAAGUUUCUUGUAGUGUCAAGGCCAAAAUUCCAAAUGGUGCUGAGUUAUGAAGUGGAAUUGCUGAUUGAAGAGGAUGCCCUGUCUUUGUUCUGUCACCAUGCUUUUGGACUGAAAUCAAUUCCUUUAGCUGCUAAUGAGAAUUUGGUCAAGCGGGUUGUGACUGAAUGUGGAAGGCUUCCCUUGGCUCUUAAGGUUGAGAAAAUUUUUGGCACAGGAAACCAACAUGUUACAGCUGCAAAAAUGAUACUGCAAAACAUUGAAGCCAUGGUUUCAAUUGGCAUGCCAGCUAGUCCAUCUGAAGUUUUAGUCAUUGCGGACAAGCAUGUGGUUCCUCGUCAUGUAGCUGCUGAUUUGCAUUCCCAGGUUGAGCAUGGUCCUGAUAGUCAGGUUGUGCCUGUGAUUUCCGGUGAAGGUGUGGAUCUGAAUGCUAUAGAAGAGGAACUCAGCAAGCAGUGCCAGCGUCUCCCAAGAGGAGAAUUUGCUGCUAAGGCCCUAAGCCACAGUUUUAUUGUUUAUGCACAUGAUAUGCUUGAGUCAAUCAAGUUCUCAAACUUAUAUGCACCAGAACAUCUAAUUGUCAACGCGAAGGAUGCAGAUAAGUUGGAGGAUCUUAAACUCAAAUACAACCUUGAGGACAAGGUUGCUUUGGAAGCCCAUGGGAAUGUUAUGAAUAAGAACAGAAAGCAACAGGACACAGAGCAAGAACCAGAGAAGGAAGAAAGACCAAGGAGGGAAAUCAACAAACCUCAUUAUCUCAGAGAUUUCGUAUAGAACGCUGAGCUGGCAGCAGAAUGGUGAUCCUUCAGGAGUAUUGUCGGCCAUUAUCCAAAUCCUGUUAGAAAUGUUUUUUAUUUUGAUUUCCUCCAAGGCAUGUAAUGUCAAAAUCCGUUAGAAUACUGGACUAGGCGAACUCUAUAUAUACUGAAGCAUGUAUUCAAAUGGGCAAGUAGAAAUAAAACUCUUUUCCUCACCUUAA
Glycine soja is the source of this 4220-nucleotide messenger RNA. RefSeq names its product histidinol dehydrogenase, chloroplastic-like. Gene Ontology annotation, molecular function: NAD binding; metal ion binding; histidinol dehydrogenase activity. The transcript has 3 exons. The record is from RefSeq and is a predicted model, not a curated record. Gene Ontology annotation, biological process: L-histidine biosynthetic process. Lineage: Eukaryota; Viridiplantae; Streptophyta; Magnoliopsida; Fabales; Fabaceae. Gene Ontology annotation, cellular component: chloroplast stroma; cytoplasm. The coding region runs from base 3095 to 4015 and encodes 306 amino acids.